GACUCCGCUGAGGAAAGACUCUGUUCUCGAGAACAUGCCUUGUCUUCACGGAAACAGGCCUGAGACAGAGCCAGAAAACACUGAGCUUUACUGGUCCAGUUACAUCCAGCCCACUUGAUCCGGGAAUCACUGAAGAGGACUUAAAGAAGGAAGGAAGGAAGGAAGGAAGGAAGAAAGAAAGAAAGAAAGAAAGAAAGAAAGAAAGAAAGAAAGAAAGAAAGAAAGAAAGAAAGAAAGAAAGAAAGAAAGAAAGAAAGAAAGAAAGAAAGAAUGAAAGAAAGAAAGAGACGAUGAAAUUCAUGCACAUCUUUUUCUUAAUGUUAUAGUGACAGUUUAUGCCUUCAUGUGCUCAGUUUUUCUCCAGCUGUUGGAUCGUGUUGUGAGGAUUUAGAACAACAAACACUGCCUGGAAAUGAUGAUCUGUUUAAAUUGAGAGCACUUCAAACAAUGUUUAUGAUCAAAUGCAACCUUUUAUAUUAUUCAAUUUAUUUCCUAAAAACCAAAUUUGCUUUUGUUGAUUUAAGAUUUUCCUGGAUCGUUAUGCUUUGUAUAUUUUUAUUUUUGGGAUCCUGAACUACUCUGCAUCAGCUUGCCAUCAGGACUCCUGCAGCAGGGUCAUGAUGCACCAGCUGUUUAGUCAGGUGUUGGGUCAGAGGGACCUGUCCAGAGCAGGAGAUCUCUUCUCGCUUGGCGAUAUGGAAAUCGAAGACUGUUUGUCUCAAGCUUUGGACCAGAUCAAGACAAUCUCCUGCUCACCGGACUACUUGACCAAUGACAACGACCAGGCUGUGGUGGAGAUUUGCAUAACACGCAUCACUACAGCUAUCAGAGAGACCGGCUCCAUCGAGCGGCACAGCACAGCACUGGUGGGACUGUGGGAGUUGUGUCUGGAACAUAACCUCACUCCUCAAGGAGAAAACACUGAAGACACGCCACACGCCAAGAUAGCCUCUGACAUCACCAGCUGUAUCUUGCAGAACUACAGCUGUCCCUCAGUCAUGGCCCUGGCUGUCCCGGUGGCGGUUCGUUUCCUGCUGAGAGGCAACAGGGAGCUGAGCAGGAACAUGUCCAGUUACCUCUCCCUGGCUGCUAUAGCUAAGGCCGAUCUCCUGGCUGAACACACAGAGGCCAUAACAGUCAGUGUGCUGGAAGGUAACCACAUGUUGUUACGAGUGCUGCCCUCAGUCUACCCCAAACAGCCAGACACCAUCCACCAUCACCUGGGCAACCUUACUGCAAUGAUGUCACAGCUGGAAUCACCAGAGCAACAGCAUCUGAUCCGACUUAUUCAAAUGGUUGCAGAGCAACAUCCACUUAUGCUGAGUACUCACGUGCCCACACUGGUCAACUACCUGAGCGACAAAUCUCUGACAGAGGCUCUGUUGGGCUCUCUUGUGGACGUGUCACAGGCCAGCCCAUCGUCUUUUGUCAGCUUCCUGCCAGCACUGAGGAUGGUGGGUCAGCAGUCUACUGCUUUCCUGGGUCAUGUGGCCAAAAUCCAUGGUGCUGUAGGCAUCAUCAGUGAGGCUCAUGCUUAUAGCUCAUUAGUCUACCUGGUGUCCCUUCUGGGCAGCAUGGAGCACAGCUUUCACCACACCCUGCUGCUGGAGAUCAGAGCUCUGACUGAUCGUUACCCGGCCUUAUUGGGAGGUUGUGGAAAAGACAUCUACAGGAUGAGCAACUCAUUCACUGCUAUAGCCAGACUGCUGGGAAGACGACUAGAGGACAAAACAGCCACUCACAGCAGGGUGGAUGAAGCCUGUUCAUCUCCUCGCACAUCUCUUCCAGCAGGUAGAGGAGGAAUAGGAGCUUCAGACCAGCGGCUAAAAGUGAAGAGCUUUGAGGAGAAAAUGGGGGAGUUAGGAGAGGAGGAGGAAGUGGUGGAAGAUUCCCCGGCUCCUCAGCGACGCUACAGUCUGAACCAAGCCGUCAGGGAGGAGAGACGUGAGAUGAGGUUCAACAGGUCAAAGAGCCUGGCUCUUCAUGUUGUGCGAUCACGCUCCAUAAACUCCGACACUGGGGAGGAUGGUGAAGGAGCAGAGCCAAGCCCAGACGAUGCCUUUUGCAGUACUUUGCCUAACCUGCACUCAGAAAACCAGGAAGUAUUACCUGCUGAGAGGAAACUGGCAGGUGACAACUCCCUAACUGUCACUGCUCCACUAAUCGCAGGAGACAAAGAUGCUGAGGACUGUCAAAGUGAAGAGACGAACAAAGGGAAAGAAGAGCAGGAAGAGGCCGACAGACUUUUCAUCCAUUUAAGAGACAAUAUGGAGAAGAUCAGAGAAUUCUGGAAAGAGAUGGUGCAGCAGAUCCCAAUACCAGAGCAGUGUCUGAUAGAAGAUUCAAAUCGAGGGUGUGUCGCCAAGCUCUCAUUCUCCUGCCCUUUGAAGGGCCACUACUGCCUGUACGCCAAGUCCUGUUUCAACCUUACCAGUCGACAGCCUCAUCUGUGGAUUCACAUCAUGCUGCUACAUCUACAGAGUAAAUCCAGCAUCCCUCUGUGCACCACAGACACAUAUGUCCAAAGACUGGCUUCUCUUUGGGAGAAGACACAGCUUAAAGGAUCUCACAGCUUCUCCAUGGCCAUGACACAACACACCACCCCACACAGGAAGGAUCUGGACAACCUUCAGAUCCAGCUGGAGGAGGUGCGUUUCUUUGACCUGUUUGGAUACAGUGAGGAGGAGGGAAGUUGGCUCUGCUUCAUGUGCAACAACCCUGAGAAGGCCACAGUUGUGAACCAAGAGGGGCAGCCGCUGAUUGAAGGGAAACUGAAAGAGAAGCAGGUCCGCUGGAAGUUCAUUAAACGCUGGAAAACCCGCUAUUUCACCUUAGCAGGAAAUCAGCUACUCUUUCGCCGAGGCAAAUCAAAAGAUGAGCUGGAUGACAUCCCUAUUGAGCUGAGCAAGGUGCAGAGUGUCAAGGUGGUAGCCAAAAAGCGCAGAGAUCGGGGUCUGCCACGGGCAUUUGAGAUAUUCACCGACAGUAAGACAUACGUGCUGAAAGCUCAGGAUGAGAAACACGCUGAAGAGUGGUUGCAGUGCAUUAAUGUGGCUGUGGCUCAGGCCCGAGAGAGGGAGAACAGAGAGGCAACCACAUACUUAUGAGACUGACCAGCACCAACAGAUUACAACAUGGAUGCAAAGAAAGGCCAGAAAAGGCCAGAAACACUGCCACUAACACUUCAUCAACAUUACAGCUUUGUGUCUGUAAUCUGUCUGUAACCAUCUUCAAUGUUGAUGAUGGAGAGGUAUCGUCAAGAUGACUUAUGCAGUAUUGUUUUUAGAAUAAAGACUCAAAACCAGCAAUAAAAGACUGAGUAUCCAAUAAGCAUCUACUCUUACAUGUCAUGACCUGCUUAAAUGUGAUGCACAUGCUACUGUGGAUCAAAAAAAUAAACAUACAGAACAAAAACAGAACUGGUUGUUGGCAUAGGACGUGGUGCAAAACAUGUAGCAUCAUGCAGCAUCCAAGCAAAAGUUUUGGAAGCACAGAUACUCAUCCCUGGGAUGCUGCCUGUUAGCAAUGGUUCCAGAAAUUUACAUGAUAAACCGCACUGUGGCACCAAAACGAGUCAUAAAUGCAGAGUUUUAAGAUGGGAAAGUAACAUAGUUCUUCUUUAGGUUUGUUAACUGACUGAACCAAACAAUACAUAUUAAUAUUCCUCGUCUGGAAUUGAACGACCAAAUAAAGCCAACAGAGAAGACUUGAGAUUUUAAAAUUGAAUGAUGAUGACCAAGAUCUUUUUUUUUUUUUCGUGUCAUACGGAGAAACAAACACAAUAAUCGCAGAUUUCUUUCAGACUUUUUGCAAUAAUGUGAGUGGAAAGUUUCUCUUUGAAGCAGGAGCCUAAUAAGUUUCAGAUGAGGAUAUUCUCUGGAAAUGUGUGUCUGAACGUAAAGGAAAGAUAAUAUAAUGUGAGGAAAGGCUUCAGCAUUUCAGGACAUACCCUUACACACUUUCUUUGCAAUGAAUUAGGUGUGAUUUACACCAACUUUCAAAUUACUGUUUGUUAAACAUUAAGCUUCAAUCAGAGGACAGUUAGCUAGCUAGCUACACUAAGCUAUGUAGCAAGCUAGCUAGCUUAGUGUAGUUUGGGUAUUUCCUAAGAUUGUCAAACUCUUUGCAGUCGUUAUGGUUUAUAUGUGAAAAAUGGAUACACCUAUUUAACCAUGAAUGUCUGAUUAAAUCUGUGUUAUGUCUUAUGUCAGAUAUUGUUUUCCAUCACUAACCAAACCUACUUCCUGUUAAAUUCUUGUACUUAAGUUACUUGAAACUAGACUAAAGAAUCAAUACAGUGCUCAAAUUUC
Molecule: messenger RNA, 4310 nt
Organism: Melanotaenia boesemani (Boeseman's rainbowfish)
Lineage: Eukaryota; Metazoa; Chordata; Actinopteri; Atheriniformes; Melanotaeniidae
Gene: veph1
Product: ventricular zone expressed PH domain-containing 1
Exons: 14
Coding region: 618-3107 (829 amino acids)
Biological process (GO): regulation of signal transduction
Cellular component (GO): plasma membrane
Molecular function (GO): phosphatidylinositol-5-phosphate binding
Source: RefSeq, a predicted model, not a curated record